AUGGAUUUGACUCAAUUACGAAACGCUUAUGAGUCGGCUCAUACAGUCGAAGACAUACUUUUUCUCAUCUUUAAAAGUCCAUUUACACUACAAGAGAUUAAAAAGGACUUAACUCCUUUAUUAAAAAGUAAAAUGUGUCAAUUUUCUGGGAUGACUCCAGACAGACAAAUUGUCUAUCGUUGCUUAACAUGUGCGAAGUCACAAGUAAGUUGUGUUUGUUCGAAGUGUUUCCAAGAGAGUAAUCAUGUUGGUCACAACUACUUUUCUUUUGUUACUAAUGACAGGUUUACAUGUGACUGUGGCAAUGAAUUCUUUUGGGACAAGAGCGGGUUUUGUAAAGAACACACGGGAGAAUACAUUACGAAUCCAGAGACUUUAAUACCAGAGAAGUAUCGCCAGUGUUUAAUCCUCCUUCCUGACUUAUUUCAAUGUUGUCUUCACUUCAUUCAAUACGACCCAAGUUGCACUUUUGUCAAUUUGGUUUUUACAUGUCUCAGACAACUCUCAGACGUCCCACUUCUCUUUUUAAUAUUCUCACGAAUGCUUCAGGCGCAAUCAGAGAUGGGAGAGGAGUCACUUUUAUGUACCGUUUAUCAAAGGAAGUCGAUCACUUUAUUUGAGCAUUAUGCAGAGUAUUGUUAUCUCUAUGAAGAAAUUACAGAGUCAGUCCUUCCAUUCUUAGCUGAUUUGUUCAGAGAUGAAAGACUCAUCAAAUUCGACUUAUCUUCACUGUUUGAUUUGGCUUUCUAUUCUAUUAAUAUUAAUCACUCAAACGCUACAGCAUUGGAUGGACUUUUUCUUGGUAUUGUUUAUAGUAAAGAUCUAAUAGAAAAGUACUUUUUAGAAAGUAAGAAGUUUGACACUUUAAUAUCAAAUUACAUUGAUUGGAUUCCUCAAUUUAUGAACCACAUUCUGAACGACCAGGAAGAAGUGAACCUUCUCAAACUCACCGAGAAAUUGUUCUCCCCUUUUUGCUACUCGGACAGCUUUGAAACAAACGAAUUUAACACUGAAAAUGUUGUUAAACUAAUUUCGUUGUGUUCGAACACAACACCGUUUUAUAUUGAUAAGAACAAAUCACCACAAUUUGACGACCAAAACACAUUCUUCUUCUUCUACUUAUUGUUAAUCAUAAGCGAGUUCUCACGACUUGUGAUCAAAAAUAAGAAAUUCAGAAGUCAAUUUCAAAUGGUCACAACACGAGUGUUACACCAUGUGACGAACUUUUUAGAAGACGUUCCUGUUAUUGAAGUGAAUGGUGUCUCUGUCCCUAGAAGAGAGGUUGGAGUCAAUCAACGAGUCUCUCCCAUCUCUGGGAUUCUUUCAUUUUACAAUUACAUUUUGUUUGAAGAGAAAGAGUGUGGCGAUCUGAACACAAUAGGACUCUGUCAAAAAGACGCAGAAGACUUGUUACAAUUUGCAUUAACAUCCCUCAAAUUUGGACAACAAUUUCAAAACGAUGAGUAUGGGAAAAGUAGAGAUAACGUCAUUUUAGUGUCGUUUUACUAUAAUGGACUCACAUUCACAUUUGCUAAGAACGCGGACUUAAAUACUGCAAAAUUGAUGUUAGAGUUCAUCCCACUCAAAAAGUACUUUGCUCUACUGUUGGUGAUGUUUGGAGUGGAGACUGCUAAUUCUCAACACCAACGACAAGAAGCUUUUGUCAACUUUUUGACGAUUAUCAUUCAAAUGAAUCGAACUAAUGAACAGCGACUUAAUUUUAAUAACAGAGAGUUGGUAAUGAAAGUACUAGCUCAUAUAGUGGCAGCUGGUGUGGAACGUCCAAUGGAAGCGUGUGAAUACAUAUCAUUGAGUGAGUUAGAUCUCGUCAAAUUAUUCGAAGAAGUUGUGGCGAAUAAGAAGAAGUACUUUAAAAAAGUCGACCCACUCUGUCCCUUUGUCCCUUUUAAAAUAGUGGAACCACUUUUGACCAACACCUUAUUCAAAAACACGUCAUUAAAAGAAAAUAGAUUCUAUGUGGAACAGACAGAGUGGAAUAUUAAAUUACUCGCUGGGAUAUGCAGUGAAGAGUUCUGGAGUAUUAUUUACAAAGAAAUGAACACUCUUGCACUGCCUUAUAUUCUAAUUAUACUUACUGAUAUCAACACGGCAUUACAAGACCUUAGUCAUCAAGAUGAAAUCAUUCACUUAUUAAAAAACUGUGCUUCCAUGAAAGAAGUUUAUUCCUAUGUUAACACUAAUAAAGAGAGUGUCUUUGGAUUUAAAGAAUUUGUGACUGGGGUGACUAACAAGGCGUUGAGAGACAUUCUUGGGAUAGUCACUGAAGCUCCAAAGAAAGUCGGUAAUGCGCAGUCGAGUCUCCGGCAGAAGAUGUUACAACGGAUGAAGUCAAAGCAAAUAGACAAGAUCAAACAAGAUGCUGAGAGUAACAAAGAGAGUGUAUUUAUUCAUAAUAGUGGUGAUGUCCCUGAAGACAUGAAUAUAACUGAAACUGAUGAUUCAUGUGUUGUGUGUCAGUCCACACAAGAGAGUGACAUAGGUCGACUUAUUAACUUUGCCGAAGGUAUUCCUUAUGAAAUAAAACACUCUAAAAAGGGGAGUUAUACAUUAAGUUGUUAUGUGUUAUCUACUUGUGUCCAUCACGUCCACGAGUCUUGUUUCAAACGCGUUCAAGAUCGUCUCCAAUGUCCGAUCUGUAAAUUUCAGACAUCUUCAUUCAUCCCAUUGUCUUCACAAAUCGAUCCCCUCCCACCACAACAAGUCACUGCACACUUCUCUCUACUGGAACAAUAUGCUACACAACACAAUCACCUCUUCUCAGACUUUUUAAUGAUGACACUCUCUUCGACGUUGAAGAUGAUUGUUACAAUGGUCAAUGAAGAUGAAAACACGAAUGACGAGUUGAUAGAUGCAGUGCAAUCACUCAUUCUAGCUACACAGAGUGUCUUCACAGUCGCCGACAUCAAAAGGUAUUUAGACCACUCUGUGACAUUAGAUCCAUUUGUUUUAUACGUCGUUGAGAGGCUCAAUGGGAUGAAUGGGCGGUGUGCCUUCCAAUUAGAAGUCGACAACAUUCUGAGUACUAUUGCUCAAUAUAAAAAGCAGUUAUUACCACCGGAUCUCAUUGAUGUCAUCCUCCCAUUGGACCGUGCAGAGAAGAUCGAAUGUCUCAAUGAGUGCAAAAAUUUUGAAGAUGCCGUGUUACAGAUGUCCAUUGAAUUUGUGAAUACUGUUCAACUCUAUGAAGAAUUUGGGAGUGCUUUGACCAGUUUUAAAAGAAAUGAAAAAUACGACGUGAAGGAAUUUAUUAAGACUAGUGUCGGGAAUAGUAAGUGCAGUAGUAUUCCAACCAUUCAGACUAAAUUGAACUUCAUCGAGUUACCUACAAAGCUCUGUGAUUUGUUUGGGAAGUACAGUCUCUCUAAGUGUUGUCAGUGCAAUUGUUUAAUCACAAAUCAGACGUCUUGUCGUAUUUGUAUGUUAUGUGGAGCACCACUGUGUUCUGAAAAUUACUGUUUGAUUCAACACGGGAAGACUUGUUCUAAUGGAAACGUCGUCUUCUUCGACUUCUUUUAUUCUGCUGUGUGUAUUAUGACGGAAAAGGGAAGAAGGGGCAUGUCGGUAUAUUAUGACGGGUACGGUGAAUGCUAUUCGGUUCAAAAUAUGAUGUUGGAUUUGUUUCGGUUCGAACCACAAAAAUGGAAUCAAUUUAAACGUUCGUUCUUGAAGUGUUCCAUUUUAUAUGAUUCAAUCAUGAAAGACUUUGACGUGAUCGUCCCAGAUUCUGAAGAAGAAAGUGAAUCAGAACAAGACAACGGAUUGAACUAA
Entamoeba invadens IP1 is the source of this 3789-nucleotide messenger RNA. RefSeq lists its product as hypothetical. Gene Ontology annotation, cellular component: ubiquitin ligase complex; cytoplasm. Lineage: Eukaryota; Evosea; Mastigamoebida; Endamoebidae. Gene Ontology annotation, molecular function: zinc ion binding; ubiquitin protein ligase activity. Gene Ontology annotation, biological process: ubiquitin-dependent protein catabolic process via the N-end rule pathway; protein ubiquitination. The transcript has 2 exons. Bases 1 to 3789 code for a protein of 1262 amino acids. The record is from RefSeq and is a predicted model, not a curated record.